Molecule: messenger RNA, 2079 nt
Organism: Lolium perenne
Lineage: Eukaryota; Viridiplantae; Streptophyta; Magnoliopsida; Poales; Poaceae
Source: RefSeq, a predicted model, not a curated record
AUAUGCAGCUAGCGCGGCGCUCGUUUGUGUAUAGUGCAUGGCGGCCUUGGUGUUGGCUGAGUGUACCUAUUAUUAGAAAAAAAACAGGUUGUGAGUACUAGUCCGGUUCGUAGAAGGAAUCUGUGUCAGAGUAGGUUUAACAUACCAUUACCAGGUCGGCUGCUUCUGUAUAUACACACACGAUAGUCCUGCGUUAGUUUUGUAUAUCAUCGAGAGUUGGGAGGAAGAAAAAAAAAAGAGCCACGAUAUGUCUUGGCUUCGUGUCUUGGUCUAUUUUUUUUGACGUGAUCAAUCCCUGAGCCAAUUAGCCAAACACAAGUGAAGAGCCGCGGAUAAACGAGGGAACUCCGAAGAUGGGAUACUUGAUGAUUCGUUCCAACUACGACUACGGAUUUCUGUCAGCCCAUCCUAUAUUCCAGUAGCAACAAGAACCUCUUGUUUGGGUGUAAAUAAAGAAAGGAAUACUCAAACGAUCAUUCCAUCUUCGAUCGGUCAUGUCCGUUCUAUCCCUGUUCCGGUCCGUGUCUAGCUACUAUCCCGCGUCCCUGCGUCCGCCGCCACAAAGCGGCGACUUGGAAGAAGACGAGAGGGCUUGGUGGGACAAUGGUGAAGCCCUCAUCGACAGCGUCGCCUACAUGAUCGACGAGAGCAACCACACGUCCGCUCGCUGCCCCUUCACCACGAGAGAGGGCAGCCCGGAGCAGCUUCAGGUCACCUUCUUCCUCGCCCCGCCGCCGCAUGUUUCCUACUUCUCCAUAGCCUACACCAGCGGCGAGCCCACCCGGUUCGUCUACGAGCCUCGGAUACUAGCCACGGCGGGCAAUCUCGCCCUCAUCUGCGCGAGGCACGGCCCCAUCUCGCUGGGCAGACCCACCAACUACAACUUUUUCGUCUACCAUGCCCCCACCCAUGUCCAGGAAUCCCCCAGGCUAGGGCUGCUUCCUCACCCGGAGCCCGACCUGUUUCCAUGGGGCAGAUACUGCUACUUCACUCAGGGAAAGGUUGGCAUCCUCCGCUACCGCACCAGGAGCCACAGACCCCCCUUCAUCAUCACCUACACUACUCCCAGAAACGACGAAUGCGAUGCCUACAAAAUCGCCACGAUUUAUACCCGAACCGAGGAAUCAGGGAUCACGGACUACGACCUCUUCAUCUACGAUUCCAAGACUGAGGCUUGGACCCGCGACGCCACUGUUUUUCCGCGGGAGCCUCCUCGACAUUUUAGUUCCGACAGGGUCGUCACCAUCGCCCGCACCAUGGUCUGGGUCGACCUAUCGCAGGGCGUGAUCCUCUGCGACUUGCUGCACGCGCCGCCCGAGGAGGAGGAAGGCCGCCCGAGGCAGCUUCGCUACAUCCCGCUGCCCAAGUCGGUGAGGCCACUAGGCCCGCGCGAAACCCGGCCCGUCCUUCUCCAGGGAUGUCGCCGUCGUUGAUGGCCGCGUCAAGUUCGUCGCGCUUGAGAUCGACAGAAGCUGCCCGGGCCGGUGGACCGCUUCUACGUGGAGCAUUUCGGUUGGCGAUUCAGAGUUUCGAAAGGACGGGGAGGUGAAAUCUGCUGAUAUUGGAUAUUGCUGUAUCCUCGGAUGCAAUGGAUCUUGGCCACCCAACUCUCAGCUCCUGCCAUGGUGAUGUUCUCUACCUCAUGGCCAAGGCUAGCCUAUAUGCACUUGACCGCGAGUCGAUCGUGAUUGCUGUUGACAUGAAGAACAUGAAGGUGGGGCGAGUUGCCAAGUACACCAUGCAAAGACAAGGCUGCAUGAUCUUCGCCUACAUGCACACUACCAUCUCCAAGUAUCUCGCUCCACCACGAGAUUCAAAAGGUAACAUGAAACGACGAGGGCAGAUCUUGCUGGGUUCCUUUCACAAGAAGCCGCAUGUGAUUACUUUCAUGUCCGGGCAUGGCGACGACCAAGUGGAAGGAGCGGAUGAUCACAUGUACGAUCUGCCAUCGAUGAGCGACGAUGAGGAUAAUAUGGACUUGGGAUAAGUCGUUGGCCGUAUGGCACUGCUUUUUCAUAAGCUCUGAAUAUGGUAACAAGAAAAAAUGGUAUUAUUGUGAUGGCACACACACUAGGGGAA